UGAAGAAGGCGCCAGGAUCCAAGCCAUGAUUGAAGUGGCGUGUAAGGUGGCUCGUGACUUCCAGUGGGAACCGCCGGAAGAGCUAGGCGUUAGUGUGACUCUCUUCGCCCUGGAUGCCCAACGCUACAACGUGGGCGCUUCCGACCUUCCCGUGUGGGGGGAGUACAUCGUGUCCGAUUCUCUCGAGGAGGCCUAUGCUUCGAUUAAACCCGAUGACGACGCCGAAAACCUCCAGUACGUGCGACUACUUCACGUCGCUGACACCCAACUGCUAAGGCGGAUGUGCAAGGAGGCCGAAGAGAGCGUCGUGUCCGAGGACGCUGGCCUUUAUCUUAGGGUUGCCAAAUCUUGCCCGGCGUUCUACGCCUUGUGGGAUGAAUCCGAAGAUAACGCUGGAACCCACGAGGUUCGGAACAGGUGUGCACGAACUGACUCGACGAGCAACCUGGUUGCAAAGUUCAGGGGAACCGGUUCUACGGAGUUCCCUGUGUUCCUGAAAGUGUGCCAGGAAAUUGCUGCCAAGAACCGGGGUCGAGGGGUACACGUCCAACCAGGCUUGUCUGUCGUUCGCCCUGGAUGGUACAAAUCGCCGGAAACGGAAUCAUCCAGCAACGACGAGGGCGGGAGUCCCUAGAGCUUGUUGUUUUUCAUUUAGAGGUAGUGCAGAGAAGUCGACUACCGUUUCUUGUUCUUGCAUUUGUGUUUUCGGCUACAUGGGUAAUGGCAAGAGAGGAAUGGUCCUCUUUAAGGAGCAACAAUUGCUCUCUGGGUCGUUGGUGUGGAGGCUGCUCCGGUACAAAAGGAAAUGGGAGGGGGGAGGGGAUUGGGAGGGUGUACUCUUUUUGGGGGGGGGGGUUGAGGUACCGGGAAGAGCAUGAGUGAGUCUACUGAGGAACUCCCGAGUGCACCCUUAUUAGUUUCUCUCAGGGUGUAUAUUUUUUUCAGUUCGUUUUUUGCCCGUCGACUAUAUAAUUUCGCAUCGUUUCACAUUCAAGUAGCAGCACGGUAGAACGAAUUAUAGGCGGCGGAAACCCGUUUCGUGGGCAGUAUCAACGUGCAACGUCCCACGGUAUCUGUGUGCGGAAUGAUUUACUUUGUUGGACGGCGUCGGUUUACCCACAGCGAGUGACGGAGUCGGGUGUGAAACGUAUGCGUUGUUCGAACUGCUUGGCGGCCACUGCCAUCUCCUCGCUUCAUUGUCCCUGUGUGAUACCUCAAACUUCAGGGUUUGGACGAUUGGUUCUUUUCAAUGGUACAGUACAACAAGAAAAAAUGGAAGUUUUUUUGUGUUGGGUGGGCACUCUCUUCUACGGAAGAGGGUUGGAGGGCUGGACCUUCCAGACAAACGACGUGGGGAACCGCACAAUAAGUACGGGAGGCGUACCAAUUGAGCACGCGCCUCUACAUGCAUGAUAUGACGCAACAUACGGUUGCUGAAAGGCGACGGCAACGCAUCGUCUCCUGACGUUGCCAAUGCUGUAUACAGAGACGUGUAGAAUACAAGCAGUCUCGAGUAACGUGCCUAGGAUUAUAUAUAUCAUCUCGCUGCCUCUCGACCUUUAGGACAUGCGGCUGCUUUCCAACCUGGACAACAGCAAGCACGAGGGGCGCUACUAACGCCAAAGCGAGAACCUUCUGCCACACCACUGCUGAUACUUUUAUUGAUGCGCCGCUACCUCUAACUCUUGCAUGCGGAGCGGGUGUGGUCCCUCGUGCGUGCUCCACCCUUCAUGCCCCCGCGCAACAAACAGAUACCACCGAAUCCUACGCCAACUUCUGCCAAAAACAAUAUAUGAGUAAUCCACUUGCUGCCCGAACGUGCUCCGUACUCCGGGGAGGGAAAACAGCCUGCAAUCGGACUGGGACGUACUUCUAACUAUAUCCCCGCCCCGCCGCGUCGCCUUCUUUCGACCACGUGCCGCCCCAGACGUGGUCUCAACCUUUCCCAUGGUACCGACCCGACCCAUGUUCCCCUGUCCUCCAUUACAAGCUGUUCCACUCCUGUGUAGCCUCUUUCAAUCUCCCCUAUCCUCCAUUCCAAGCGGUGGUCCAAGCAACCAUGCCCCUGACCAUCUAAGACGCGGCAAACCACAUCAGCACCUUAGACAAGGGGCAUGGAGUGGCGGCAUAGCAGAACAGAGGCAAACAAGGAGGAAAAGCGUGACGAGCACUACGACAAAACACAAUCAAUCUCGUAACAUUGCAACCCCUAGUAUCGGUCACUGCUCCAGAACGAGAGCUUCACUAAAGCAAGAACGACGUUUAACACACCAGAAUGACAACAGACAACACUCUUUGUGAGACUAGACUACACAGAAAUCCCUCUCGUCAAACGGCGAGACACCGCAAUCCUGACUAGUGGUCUAGUGGUCAUCGUGCUGAUCAACAGGCAGUACAAAGUCGCGGCAGAGCGUCUGUACACCAUGCUUCCGAGAUCUGCCGGUGGGUGCCAUUGUUGACAUCGAAUCCCCUCCCUUCUCAUAAUGUAAAACGCCAAUACAAGUAGCGUACAGCAGUAUUACAGCAGUUGUUGUGAGAGAGGCACCGUACCUGGUUCGCAAACAAAAUAAGUUGGCUCGUCUCCCUUCUACAGCAGCAGUACAUCAUGGGUCCUCCAAGAUAGGCGACAUCUCCCUUCUACAGCAGCAGUACAUCAUGGGUCCUCCCAGAUCGGCGACCAAACCCAAGCUCGGACGACCCCCUGCUUGUCUUUAGAUCGGCAGGAACGCACUGCUGUUUCGGGCCCUGUGUUGUUUNCGGCGACCAAACCCAAGCUCGGAUGACCCCCUGCUUGUCUUUAGAUCGGCAGGAACGCACUGCUGUUUCGGGCCCUGUGUUGUUUGACCUGUCCGCAGGGGUCAAAGUAGUUCAUCCAUUUCAUUACCCUUGCCGAACGGUUCCCGUCACCAAUACUUGCUUCAACUAGUCGAACAAACAUUCACACAUGAUCACGUUCAUUUUAGCCACUCCGUCUGUGCAACGGGCGGUGGUGGUGUACUACUGUAGGUUCAGUUUCACGGCGGAGAAGGAAUAACAGCAGCAGUUACUGAACGACAACAUUCAUAAAGACAACUACCAUACCUACGCUGACAGAUAGGGGUUAGGGUAACGAAGUCCUACCUGUACGAACUGUUGCUGCACGUACAUGAAUGUACUUGCUCUCCUCGCAACCCUUUCUGCCACUAGGUUUGGCUAACCCUCUACUCCUUCGGCGAGUGCCGUGUGGAAGGUCAGCUACAUACAGGUCAAAGGCGUGCUCACGUGUGCUGUUGUUGUUGUGCGAGGGAGCACGUACACUUUGCUACAUGCGGCGCGGCCGUUGGAAGGGUCAAAACAGGAAAGGAGGAGGACAUACAUGCGACCGGACAAAAAAAGGUGGGUAGACCACCUGCCGGCACACGUUUCGAGAAAGAGAGAGUACAGGCAGAGCCACAAUAGACCCGCACAUAUAUCAAGAGAGAGCGUGCCGACAGGGUCACAAGUAAAUCCGGCAGGCGUUGCUGGUGGCGCGCCCUGCUCGGAUGGAUGUUCAAACGAUCGGCCUGUCGGUCCUUGAUUGGGCUGAUUUUUCGUUGUUGCCCCGCCUGCUCUUAUUCUCCUCCAUCCUACCCGUUAUGAUGCCCUGUAUCUCUCCUUCUAUCCCUACUGCUGUUGUACUUCUGUCUAUCCACUAUUAACGUGCUUUGUGUGUGUGUGGAGAGUAGGGCGUGCGUGAGGCGAGGGACAGCAAUCUCCAACGUGUACGCCAGGAGCCACGACACACGUCACACGUCAAGCAUUUUGGGUGUGUGUGCUUUAUUAUUAGCAUCGACCGCGCAACCGGCUGACCAAUGAAAAUACGUCAGCCUUAGUGCGGUUGAGAACACAAAACACUUCUAUCUACCAUGAACUGGGACCCCGUGAGGGGGCAGCAUGGGGGAGGCUAAACUAUCCUUCGGAUUAAAAACAGAAACAGCAGCAACAGACGAAAAAUGCACGCGUCUACCAAGGCUAUUACCUAGUACUCGAGUUCGUUUAGGAGUACUUUCACCAGUGUCCUCCUUGUUUUCGCUACCAUCAUUCUGAUCCUCAUUUCGACAAGAAGAAUCUCUGGGCAGUUCUUCCCUAGCCCUACGUUUCUUGUUGUGGGGAAGGUCAUCUGGCUCAAACCCUUUGCUCUCUUCCACUCCUCCAUUUUUUUCUGCUCCAUCGUCGUCUUCGUCCUCCUUUCUUCCCUUUCCCUUUCCUUCGUCUUCGUCACUCCCAAAAGAAUUACCCUCACUACUAUCGGGUGUGUGUGUGUGACCGAGGGCUCGUCCUCUCUCUCCGACCGAUGUGUUGAUUCGGUUUUUUGCCAUGAGGCCGCGGUGCUGCCUACACGCGCCAAAGCAACGGCAACACGUCUACCAUACACCAGAGCAUGUGUAUACCAGUGUAGGGGCUUACUUGUGC
Ectocarpus sp. CCAP 1310/34 is the source of this 4431-nucleotide messenger RNA. NCBI's taxonomy places the organism in Eukaryota, Phaeophyceae, Ectocarpales, Ectocarpaceae. The record is from the annotation of a GenBank genome assembly.